This is a messenger RNA of Salvia miltiorrhiza (redroot sage), 2964 nucleotides long. RefSeq names its product putative late blight resistance protein homolog R1A-10. The coding region runs from base 1 to 2964 and encodes 987 amino acids. NCBI's taxonomy places the organism in Eukaryota, Viridiplantae, Streptophyta, Magnoliopsida, Lamiales, Lamiaceae. Gene Ontology annotation, biological process: defense response to other organism. Gene Ontology annotation, molecular function: ADP binding. The transcript has a single exon. The record is from RefSeq and is a predicted model, not a curated record.
AUGGUGGCUCAUGCGGCAUUGGUUUCUCUCCUGCAGAUUGUGGAUAGCAUUCUCCAUCCAGCUGCUGGAGCAAGGCGGAUUUCCCACAACAGAGCCCAACUGAAAUCCCUCCACGAAAAGGUGAGUUUCUUGUUGGGUUUCCUUGAAAAUUCUUCAUCUCAUCGUGGGAAAGGCAAAGACCCGGAAUUAGAUGGUAUGGAAACAAUGAUAACAAAGGCAGCUUAUGCUGCAGAAGAUGUAAUUGAAUCCGACAUCCACGACCAGAUUGUUGCAGAGCCAGAAUCUAUCCUUGCUCUCUUCUGCUUGUUUUUCAUCUUGUUUCGAUUGCUGCUUGCCUUUUCUCCUCUAAGAGAUGAUGUUAUCCGAUUCUUUAAUAUUCCCGUCGCGUAUGUUACCGCACUCCUAUCGUUGUUACCUCUGACCUUCCAGAAUUUGAUAUUUGUGUUGGGCCGGUUUUUUAUUCCUCUCCUAGUUCAUAUUUUGUCAAGCUCAAUCGCGAUGCCUUCUGAGGUCAUAUUUAUCAUUCUCCUGCUAGCGCAUGAAGUGAUGCCUAUUGCGUCAAAAUAUUUUCUAUAUGCUCAUCAGCCGGAAAAUCAAGAUUUGCGUCGGGCAAUGGAUGAUUUCAGUUUUAUCAUGAAUGAGGCGAUUAAGAUUAAGGAUGCCUUUGGUUUGGAUAAGCCGACUCAGUAUCAUGCUUAUGAUGGUGAUGGUUUUUCUAGAGGUAUAGGGAAGAAUAUUGUGGUGGGACUUGAUAGUGAUUUGAAUGAGAUCCUUGCUCGAUUAAUUGGAUAUCCAUCCGAGCUUCAAAUUGUGACAAUUUUGGGAAUGGGGGGCAUUGGUAAAACUACUCUCGCCAGACAAGUUUAUGAUGAUCCUCGUGUAGUUGAUCACUUUGAUAUAUGUGCUUGGGUGACUGUUUCUCAAGAGUAUUCUCUACGUCAAGUCAUGCUAGGCCUUCUAGAUUCUGCAAAGAUACGGGCAGAAGAGAUAUUGCGGAAUCACAAAGAUGAUGAGUUGGAUUAUAUGCUAGGUGAGCAUCUCUACAAGAAUCUGAUGAGCAGGAGGUAUCUUGUAGUAGUGGAUGACAUGUGGGAUACAAUUAUUUGGGAUUUUGUGAGUAGAUUUUUUCCUGAUAACCAAAAUGGAUGUCGAGUUCUUUUGACUACUCGGCUAUCAGAAGUUGCCUCCUAUGCAUUCUCUGGUAGCCCUCCUCUUAAAAUACAGUUCCUCAAUGAUGAUGAUAGUUGGCAUUUACUACGUGAAAAGGUUUUUGGAGGAGAAGAUUGUCCUUGGGCAUUGGAAGCCAUUGGAAGGUCGAUUGCUCGGGAUUGUAGAGGACUUCCUCUGGCAAUUGUUGUAGUUGGUGGUCUCUUGUAUAAUGAACACCGAACAGAGGGAGACUGGACUCGUGUAUCAAAAGAUUUACAUUCAAUAUUGAGUAAAGAUGAUGAGAAAUGUUUGGAGACACUAGGUUUGAGUUAUAACCACCUGCCUCAACGUCUGAAACCAUGUUUCUUGUAUAUGGGGGCCUUCCUGGAAGACGAGGAGAUCCCUGUCACUAAGCUAUUCAACUUAUGGGCUGCAGAGGGAUUUUUGGAACCAAGUAAAUCCAAAAGCUUGGAAGAGGUGGCAGAGGAGUAUCUCAAAGAUCUUAUACAAAGAAGCCUGAUUAUGGUUGGUAAGUGGAGUUGUAAUGGCAAGAUUAAAACUUGCAAGAUUCAUGAUCUGUUACGAGAUGUGAGCAUCCUAAAUGCUCACAAGGAAAAUUUUCUUGAUUUUGGUGGUGAGGAUGCGGAGAUAGGUCAUGGUGGCCAUAAUUGGGAUGAGACUCUUUAUAGAGAAAGCACCCCUUUAGCCAAUCUUUUUGAUUUUCCCAGCGAUUGGGAGACAGGUGGUGGUCGGGCUAAGCGUAGGCUAAUCACCCAUGUUCGUGCUUUUGGCCAGAGAAGUCGUUAUCCCAUGGCUCGUUCUUUUAUAUGUUUUGGUGAUGGUUCUUAUGGUCUACCACAAUUUUAUGUAGGUUUUAGACUUCUCCGAGUGCUAGAUAUAGUCACGCAUGGUUUGUAUGAGCUCCCGGAUGAAAUUUUCAACCUUGUCCUUCUGAGAUACCUUGGGCUCACUUACGACUACCCCCUUCCUUCGUCCAUAUCCCGACUCUGGAAUCUACAGACGAUUGUCUUUUACAAUGGAAGAUACGGUAGGGGGCUCCAGGUUCCUGUUGAGAUAUGGAGUAUGCCGAAUUUGAGGCAUCUCUAUCUCAAGGCAAAUUUGUUGCCUGAUCCGCCUGCUCAGCGACUUCUCAGGAGUAGCAAUGUUCUGGGAAACUUGCAAACGCUUGUGGGAAUAUCAGACUUCCGAUGCACCAAAGGCAUCCUCAAAAGUAUCCCAAAUCUGAAGAAACUAGGUAUUUUGUAUGACAUCGCCUCUUGGUCAGAAUACCAGCUUGAGUCUCUUGUCAAUCUACACAAACUCGAGACGUUGAAGAUCAGUGUGGAAUACCGUCUUAAAACAUCAAUCGUGCAUCCUCCAAAGCUUGCAUUCCCUCAGAAGCUUGAAAGAUUAACUCUUAGUGGUUGCAGAAUUCCUUGGGAAGGCAUGACAAGUGCCGGAGCAUUGCCUAAUCUACAAGUGCUGAAACUAAGAAAUUUUGCAUGCCAAGGUCGAGAAUGGGAGCCGGUUGAAGGGGAGUUCUGUCAACUUAUGUUCCUUCUCAUUGAAGACACAGAUCUUGUGCAGUGGAGAAGUAACGAAACCCACUUCCCGCGUCUCCAACGCCUAAUUCUGAGGCGGUGCAGCAAGCUGGAGGCAGUUCCUUGUGGUAUGGGUGAUAUUGCAACACUAGAAAGGAUGGAGUUGAUUGAUUGCCACUCUUCUGCUGUGGCUUCGGCCAGAGAAAUACUAGAGGAACAACGCCAAAUGGGAAACGAGGAUCUCAAGAUUCAUAUUCAAGAAAACAAUUUUUGA